Linum tenue is the source of this 600-nucleotide messenger RNA. NCBI's taxonomy places the organism in Eukaryota, Viridiplantae, Streptophyta, Magnoliopsida, Malpighiales, Linaceae. The record is from the annotation of a GenBank genome assembly.
AAGAGCAAGAGCGAGGGUGGUAGCCGGCGCCGGUGGGCGGUUUUCUUUGCUAUCACUGCUCUGAUCAUCGCUCUGGCCGCUGCUUCCACCGCCUCCCCCAAGAUCUCUCUCUUCGGUAAAGUCAAUAAGCUCUGCAGCUGCUCCCAGCAGCAGAAAUAUACUGGGAUUGUGGAAGAUUGCUGUUGCAACUACGAGACGGCUAACCUUUUGAACGAGGAAGUAUUGUAUCCGUCUCUCCAGGAGCUUGUGAAAACCCCAUUCUUCCGUUAUUUCAAGGUGAAAUUAUGGUGUGACUGUCCUUUCUGGCCGGAUGAUGGCAUGUGCAAAUUGAGGGAUUGCAGUGUCUGUGAAUGUCCGGAUAAUGAGUUCCCUGAGUUGUUUAAGAGGCCUUUCCGCCGUGGUCUGCCCUCAGAUGCGCCUAUUUGUCAAGAAGGCAAGCCGGAGGCUGCCGUCGAUCGCACCCUUGAUCAUAGAGCUUUUAGGGGUUGGACAGUGACUGAUAACCCAUGGACAAAUGAUUAUGAGACUAACAAUGAUGAGAUGACGUAUGUGAAUCUGCAACUGAAUCCUGAACGCUAUACUGGAUACACUGGUCCAUCA